This is a messenger RNA of Volvox carteri f. nagariensis, 609 nucleotides long. RefSeq lists its product as uncharacterized. Lineage: Eukaryota; Viridiplantae; Chlorophyta; Chlorophyceae; Chlamydomonadales; Volvocaceae. Bases 1 to 609 code for a protein of 202 amino acids. The transcript is spliced from 5 exons. The record is from RefSeq and is a predicted model, not a curated record.
AUGUUUAAGAUCCGCACCACCAUAUGGACGGGCGAUGUGAAGGAGAAUGAGAGAGCAGACUGGGUCAUGACGCUGUGUGGGUUGUCCCGGUGUGGUGCUGCCCCGUCGGUGAACUGCCUCCCUAGCCCCGUCGGUGAACUGGUAGCUGCUAGCCUAGUCCGUGCCCGGCCCCCGGCCCCCGUCGCUUGCGCGCGAGAGGUGUUUAGCGCGAGUUUCUUGAACCCUGCCUGGUCCCCCGCAACGGAGAAUCGGUUGAAAGGCCGGACACACACGCACACAAACACAGCUGCCGCAUCAAUUAGGAGCCUCUACGGGUGUCAUUCAGAGUCGCCUCUACGGCUCGUCGCGAUAAGGCCCCGCCCCGUCUGGAGCGCUGAAGUGGGCGAAGGCGCCGAGCCCGGAAGCGCUAAAAGAGCAACGAGGGGCAGGAGAGAGAUGAACAUUCGCUGCGGCGACGACAAAAAAAUCCCACGUCGAGGGUGUUGUGUAGUGGAUAUUGGGUGGUGGUUUCUUCCCGCAGUUGAUCAUGAUUUUCCCCCUUCCCUCAUCGCCUCCUCUAAUCAUCAUCAUCAUCAUCAUCCUCUGCGGGUUCCGGACAAAUGUCAAUGA